AUGGUGCCACUUCGAGCAUUGAUUGGAAAGCUUGUUCAUAAAUCACAUGCCGAUUUAAUGACCUUGGUCGAUACGUUACCUUCCAUGUCUGAUGUGGAAAAGAAACGUCAGAUAUUGACUUACACGACAUUUAUGAGGAAACAGUAUUUGAAAUUACUCAAUAUCAUGGCUUAUUUAGCUAACCAAAACAAGAUUUUCCAAGAUACCGUGGAUUACCUUCAUAAAAUACAGUCAGGGCUGCCGGCAGCUAGAUUACGAAACUUUGAUAUACCGACAGCUGUAGACGUAUUGACCACAGGCACAUAUCAGCAAAUGCCUACCAAAAUAAAGGACAUGCUCACACCUACACCAUUGACCGACGCAGAAGUUUUAGAGACCUUUCAAAAUAUGAACGAUGUCAUUCGAAUGCGUAUGAUCACCACAGAAGUAUUACCCUCACCUAUGCAAAAAUAUAGAAUUGAAAACGGUCGAAUUUACUUUACAAUUGAAAACGAAUUUGAAGUAGCCUUGACUUUAAUGGGUCAUAGUAAUGAUAGACGAUGGUGGAUUGUUUCUCUCGAUAUGUUUGUACAAGCUACGUCUGCUGGAGGAGCUGCUGAGGAUGUGGAUAUAACAAUGACGGAUAUGCAAAAACAACAUUUACGUGUCAAUGCACAAAAACAACUUGUGCCACCACCACCAUCUCCUGCCGCUGCCGCCGCCGCUGCUGCUGCUGCUGCUACCACCACGACCACGACUACCUCCACGACUACCGCUGUGACCGCCACUACAACCAACGAAAGUGAGAAAAAGCCCUUGUUUUUCCCACUUGUGAAUCUCUACGAUUUCUUACACUUGUGUUGUCUCAACAUGCAACUCGAGAUUUUAUUUAUCCAAUCUGCCAUGUUAGUCAAGACACGUUGGAUGAACCAACUCAAAGUCCAGAUGAACCCAGACCGUACCAAACUGACCUUGACCUAUUGGCGAGGCGGUUCUGCCGCGUCCCAUUGGGCACGACCUCAAUCGAAAUCCGAAGCACAUAAAAGUACGAAUAAUAUGUCCAUCACUGUACGCGAUGAAUUGAAAGGGUUGACACAAAAGGCAGGUAUUGGUGCUUCCGUUGCACUUUCCAACUUGACCGCUUCCGAAAAACCAAAAGUACUUUCUUCAUUGAAAUACCCUAAAAAUUCGUUGGAGGUGCUUUGGGAUGAAUGUGAAGAUCUCCAUUCUGAUACCAAACUCUUGGAUCCUUCGGAUUUAAAUGCGGAACAACUUGUUUUACAUGUCACGAAUUAUCACGGGGCGUGUAUCAUUGAAAAAUUUAAAGAAGCAUUGGUAUCACAAAAGGAUUUUCUGGAAGAAAAUGGAUUGCAUUUGGCAGACGACGAUGGAAAAGACGGCUCUCAGGCGACAUUACAUGAUUCUCUCAUACAAACACCGCCAACACUUGUCGUGCGUUAUAGACAUCAACGAUUCGUCAGCAUUGAAACAGAUACACGUACUGGUAAAGUAAAGGUAUUUGAAGCCAGUGAUGGAUGCAGUGAAGGAGAUGUCAAAUUAAGAGGAUUGGAAGAUCGAUUAAACAAUGACCCAGCCAAUAUUGCACACCACUUAUUAUGGCUUCGAUCUGAAGUUGUUGUGCGUGAAGUGAUAUCACUUGCCAAACAAUUAAACCUGCAACCUUACCAUCCAUCGCACAUGAAUUUACGACAGGAGGAUCUAACACGAUUGUUUGGAGACAUCAUUCCCAAAGACAAACCCACACAAAAGUACCCUUCACACUGUGUCUUCUUUCAAUUCUCACAGUUUGAAGAUUGGUAUUUCGUGAUCGCCACCGUCAAGAACGAGUUUAAAUCUUGGCUUUGUUGUAUCAAUCAAAAGUUUGACCAGAAUGGCAUCUUUCAAGAAAUUGUGGAUUUAACCUAUCUCGAUUGUGGGCAGUUAUGGAGAGACCAGUUUAUUGGAAAACCUUCGCAUGAAAUCUCAGAUGAAGGAAGAGUUUCAACCAAAAGACAGUUUGAGGAGAUGGCAGAUGAGCUCACUGUUGUCGAGACAAAACCUAUUGAUAUGAAAAAGAGAAGAGUGUCGACCAUCUUAGAGGGAGCAUCCUCCUCUUUUACAAAUUCCAUUGACAAGUAA
Mucor mucedo is the source of this 2118-nucleotide messenger RNA. RefSeq names its product mediator complex subunit MED14-domain-containing protein. NCBI's taxonomy places the organism in Eukaryota, Fungi, Mucoromycota, Mucoromycetes, Mucorales, Mucoraceae. Gene Ontology annotation, biological process: regulation of transcription by RNA polymerase II. The coding region runs from base 1 to 2118 and encodes 705 amino acids. The transcript has 10 exons. Gene Ontology annotation, molecular function: transcription coregulator activity. The record is from RefSeq and is a predicted model, not a curated record. Gene Ontology annotation, cellular component: mediator complex; core mediator complex.